GUUCGGUUGCCUUGGACUGCCAUGAAAUUGUAAAUUAGAAUUCGAAGUGUUGGAAGACAUUCCAUAACAUUUAAUCAACCGAGGAGGACUAUUUAAAGUGUUUUGUAAACUAUAUUUCCCUAGAAAUGAAGGGGUUCAUAGUUCCUGUUUUAAACAUAUUGUUAAUUUUUGUUCUAGACUCUAAUUACGUUUUUAGUGAGAAUCAACUUCCAGACAAUGAAAGUGAACUUGUGUUUUCAUCUAUUCUUUUUAGACAUGGAGAUCGAACACCCGAGAAACCAUAUGCUAAAGAUCCAUAUGGUAACACUUCACUUUGGCCUGUCGGAUGGGGAAUGCUUACCAAUAAAGGAAAGGCUCAACACUACAAGCUUGGCCAAUGGUUGAGAAAGCGAUAUGAUAAUUUGAUCCCUGACCACAAAUAUUCUCAUGAAUUAAUAUACAUACAAAGCACUGACGUGGAUCGUACUUUAAUGAGUGCCCUCUCGAAUCUUGCUGGUAUGUUCUACCCAACCCAGAAAGAAAUGUGGAGUGAUCUCAAAUGGCAACCCAUACCUGUUCAUACUGUUCCCCAACAUCUUGACAAGGUUCUUUCAAUGAACUGCCCCUGUCCCAAAUAUGAAGAAGAGUAUGAAGCGUUUAAAAGAUCAGCCAUAAUUAGUACUUACAAUGAGAAGCACAAAGAGUUGUAUCGCUACCUAACAGAACAUUCUGGUGAUCCUAUCCAUGGUCCAGUUCAUACUGAAUAUUUAUACAGUAAUUUAUUUAUUGAGACUAUUAAUAAUUUUACACUACCUAAUUGGACUGAAAGUGUCUUUCCCAACAAAAUGUAUUCAGUUGCUGCAUUUAGUUUCGCUAUGCCCACAAUGACACGUACUUUGAAGAGACUAAAAGGAGGACCCCUUUUGAAAGAAAUAAUAACCCACAUGAAACAAAAGAGAGCUGGAACAUUGUCUCCUAACAGGAAUCUUUGGGUUUAUUCUGCUCAUGACACAACUGUAGCCAAUUUCCUCAAUACUAUCGGGGUUUUUGAAGUACACGCCCCUCCAUUUGCUGCAACUGUCCUUGUUGAAUUGAGAAAAAGCAAAACUAACGACUACUUUGUUUCAGUAUUUUAUAAAAACACAACAGGGGAGCCAACAUUAUUAACUAUUCCUGGAUGUAAUGCAGCUUGUCCCUUGGAUAAAUUCGCUUCACUUUUAUCUGAUGUCAUUCCUGUUGAUUGGGAUUCGGAAUGUCAUGCACACCAACUAUUUGAUCUUACUUCUGAUCAACCAUACAAUUCUCUUGCAAUUUUCGCCAUGGUCACAUCAACCCUCCUUGUCUUCCUUCUUUUGGCAAUGACAUCACUCUACUGGCAUAAGCAAAAGCCUACUGUACAUCUCUACAAAAAAUUAAAUAUGGAAACUCUGUAAAACUUUUUUUGGCAUUAUUUUAUUAAUUACUAAGUCAUUGUAAAUUUCCUUUUUGAGUAUAAGAUAGUAUUACUAUCCACAUGCAGAAUACAGUAGACUCUUCCUUAACUGGUUUUGCUGGAACUCACUUAACACUGAAUAAUAGAAAUCAUCAAUAAAACAAAAAUAUAUAUCAACAAUAGCUGGAUAACAAUUGAAGCCAGCUAGGUAAUAAGAAUCAAUUAUUUAAAAAUAUUGACUUAUUUGUCUGAUCAUUGUAUUUUAAAAUUUCAUUUCUUUCUUAUGUGGUAUAUUGCACAGAAAUAGUUUAUUUAUUAUCCUGGUAGCUUGUUUUCUUUUUGUUUAUAUACUUAUUCUUUUACCUUAUUAAUUAAAUGAAUAAGUUGUUAUUAAUAAUAUUUUAUUAUUUUUUAUGAGAAUGACAUUCAUUUUCAGUUAAAAAAACAGUCAAUGGACAAUUAAUAUUUAGGAUUAGGUUUGUUGUAUGUUACUUCCUUAUUUAAUUUAACAAGAGUAGAAGGGAAGGUUAUCCUAUAUUAUUAUAAUUAUAAUGAGACUGGUGCUGUUUCUGACUAAAAAAUGUAAUGCUAUAGUGUAUCUAAGCUAAAUUUGCGUGUAGAGGAAGAGAGCUCACGAGGCUUUCCCCCACUCAAGUUCCAUCUCCCCAAGACUUUUCUCUAGCUCUACUUUCCCUCUUCAUCAUAGCAAGCACCUGAUGCCGGGAAAGCUUCAUUCCAUUUUCUUAAAUUUUUUAUCAAAGGUAGGAAUUUUAAUUUUAAAAUAAAACAAUGGAAAGAAGGAUUAAAUAAUCAAAUUAAGAAAUAAAAUACUCCAAGUCUCUGUUGAUGAAUUGAAUAGAUAUACUUCAAAAUUACAUUUUUUGUCUGAGAGUAGAUAGUUUUCCCUCUACCGAGUUUACUUGACAUAGUAAAUGAAAAUUGAUAGAAGAAAUGAAAAAAAAAAAAAUAUAUAUUAAAGACUUUUCUACUUGUGAAAAAAAAUGUGCAAGUUUGUAUGAAUGAAUAGAAAAGACAAAAGAGUGGGGGAUUGACAGAAAAAUGUUUUGCCACCGCGCGUCUCUCUCUACCUCUACCACCCGCAAACUUAUCUUAGAUAGAGUCUACCUCAACAUUCCCGGUCACCACAGCCACUGUGAUUAUAGUUAACUAAACUAAUUAUUAUGAUAUACAUUAUUAUAUUCUCCCUCUAUGAAAUUUCAGACAGAUACCUUUGUUAGGUGCAUGUGCGCUAAAAGGUUCUCCCUUGAGUUGUUUACUAUAACUGCUCCAAAAUAUACAUUUCUCUGUUUUAAUUUCUUAAAUUUAAUAUAAUUUUUAAUAGUUAUUUUAUUUUAUUUUUUGUUGUUGAUAAAAACAUUUUAUAAAUUUUCGUCUUUUGUGGUCUACAUUAAUUAAAAAAUGCCGCAUAAGAAAGAGUUGACUGUAACCAUUACUCCAUGACAGUAUAGUUGUACAUGUCCUUUCAUAGUAGCUCCAAGAUUUUGAAUAUUGUUACCAACUCUUAGUUUUAUUUUAAGUUUAAGCAUAAAAGAAAAAGAAUAUUCUUUCUAAAUAAAGCACAAUUUUUUAUUGAUCUCAUCACUUAAAAAAAAAAAGAAAAUAUAAAAAGGAAAUUAAAAAUUGUGAUAUUUAAUAGUAUGAAUUUUUAAAAUAGAAAGUCAUAAUUUUAAGUUGAUUCCUAUAUGUAAUUGUAACUUUUCUGGUAAAAGCUAUCAGAAUUCGUCAAACCAUGCAAUUAAUUAUCCUUCCAAGAAAUGAUUAAUUAUAAGAAACUUAUCUGUACUUAGUUGAGUUAGUUGUGUCUGUUUAGUUAAUUGUUGUUAUUUAUUUAAUAUUAUUUUUUUAAUUAUGACUGAUUAAAAUUAAAUAGACUUAUUUUAGCCACUAAAUAUUAGCAUAAAUCAGUCAAAAAAUCAGGCAGUAAAUUUAUUUUUUUCUCAAUUAGUACCAUAAGAAAUGUGACUUAUCUUGUUUAAAAGAAAAAACAAAUAGAUUUAUUCAGACCCACUUAUUUUUUUUUAUAUCUAAAUACUAUCAAACCCAUAUAAUUAAUUUUGACAAUUAAAAAAA
This is a messenger RNA of Nezara viridula (southern green stink bug), 3502 nucleotides long. The record is from the annotation of a GenBank genome assembly. NCBI's taxonomy places the organism in Eukaryota, Metazoa, Arthropoda, Insecta, Hemiptera, Pentatomidae.